Heteronotia binoei (common prickly gecko) is the source of this 3515-nucleotide messenger RNA. RefSeq names its product protein kinase D2 (gene PRKD2). Gene Ontology annotation, molecular function: protein serine/threonine kinase activity; ATP binding. Bases 364 to 2523 code for a protein of 719 amino acids. Gene Ontology annotation, biological process: protein phosphorylation. Lineage: Eukaryota; Metazoa; Chordata; Lepidosauria; Squamata; Gekkonidae. The record is from RefSeq and is a predicted model, not a curated record. The transcript is spliced from 18 exons.
GGCGCGCCGUCGGGCCAGCAGGGCGUCUCCUUCCAGCUGCAGAUCGGGCUCACCCGCGAGUGCGUCCUCCGCCCGCCCGCCUCCGACCUGGCCCACGUCAAGCAGCUCGCCUGCUCCAUCGUCGACCAGAAGUUUCCAGAGUGCGGCUUCUAUGGCCUCUACGACAAGAUCCUGCUGUUCAAACAUGACCCCUCGUCCGCUAACAUCCUACAGCUGGUCCGAGCGGCCGGUGACAUCCAGGAGGGAGACCUGGUGGAGGUUGUCCUCUCGGCCUCCGCCACCUUUGAGGACUUCCAGAUCCGCCCGCAUGCCCUCAACGUGCACUCCUACCGGGCUCCGGCCUUUUGCGACCACUGCGGGGAGAUGCUUUUCGGCCUGGUGCGCCAAGGGCUAAAGUGUGACGGGUGCGGCCUGAACUACCACAAGCGGUGUGCCUUCCGCAUCCCCAACAACUGUAGCGGUGCCCGCAAGAGGCGUCUGUCUUCCACCUCGCUGGUCAGCUCCCAGUCUCUGCGCCUUUCGAUCACGGAGUCCCUGCCUUACGGCCCCAAUGACCUGAGCCGGAGUUCGACCGAGCUGCUCCCUCGCCGUCUGACAUCCUCCACGUACGUCGGCCGCCCCAUCGAACUGGACAAGCUCUUCUUGACGAAGGUCAAAGUGCCCCACACCUUCCUCAUCCACUCGUACACCCGCCCCACCGUCUGCCAGUUCUGCAAGAAACUUCUCAAGGGUCUUUUCCGCCAAGGGCUGCAAUGCAAAGAUUGCAAGUUCAACUGCCAUAAGCGUUGCGCGACUCGGGUCCCGAACGAUUGCCUUGGGGAAGCGCAGUUUAAUGGCAGCGAUGUACCAAUGGAAGACGUCAGCGAUCUCAGCGAGGCGGAGAAGAACUCCCUCAUGGACGAAUCGGACGACUCUGGCAUCAUCCCCGGGUCCCACUCGGAGAACGAGCUCCACGUGGACGAAGACCCCGAUGACAUCAGCAAAUCCCAGGGUUCCGCAGGGUACAUCCCCUUGAUGCGAGUGGUUCAGUCUGUCCGACAGACGACCCGCAAGUCGAGUACGGCUCUGAAGGAGGGCUGGGUUGUUCAUUUCAGCAACAAGGACACCCUGCGGAAGCGCCAUUAUUGGAGACUGGAUAGCAAGUGCCUCACCCUCUUUCAAAACAACACCAGCAGCCGCUACUACAAGGAGAUCCCCCUGUCAGAGAUCCUGGCAGUGGGGCCAGCCCAAGACUUCUCCCUGGUGCCGUCAGGGGCCAACCCUCACUGCUUUGAAAUCAUCACCGCCAAAGCCACGUACUACGUCGGAGAGAACGGCACCCCCAGCAACGGCCACCAGCACGGCGGGGACGGCCAGGAGAAUGCCAAGUCUUGGGAGAACGCCAUUCGCCAGGCCCUCAUGCCCAUCAUCCUUCAGGGCGCUCCUAGCGCUCAAGGGCAGGCGCCCCACAGACAAGCGUCCCUGCGUAUCUCUGUUUCCAACAGCCAAAUACAGGAGAAUGUGGAUAUUGCCACCGUGUACCAGAUUUUCCCAGAUGAGGUUUUAGGCUCUGGACAGUUUGGCGUCGUUUACGGAGGAAAGCACCGGAAGACAGGGCGGGACGUGGCAGUGAAAGUGAUCGACAAGCUCCGUUUCCCAACCAAGCAGGAGAGCCAGCUGCGCAACGAAGUCGCCAUCUUGCAGAGCUUGAGACACGCUGGGAUCGUGAACCUCGAGUGCAUGUUUGAGACCCCGGAGAAAGUGUUUGUCGUGAUGGAGAAGCUCCACGGGGACAUGCUGGAAAUGAUUCUGUCCUCGGAGAAGGGCCGGCUCCCGGAGAGGCUCACCAAGUUUCUCAUCACGCAGAUCCUGGUGGCCCUCCGGCACCUGCAUUUCAAAAACAUCGUGCACUGCGACCUCAAACCCGAAAACGUCCUCCUGGCUUCAGCUGAGCCGUUUCCUCAGGUGAAGCUGUGCGACUUUGGCUUUGCCCGCAUCAUCGGCGAGAAGUCUUUCCGGCGUUCUGUGGUGGGCACCCCGGCCUACCUGGCCCCCGAGGUCCUGCUCAACCAGGGUUACAACCGUUCUCUGGACAUGUGGUCGGUGGGCGUCAUCAUGUAUGUCAGCCUGAGCGGCACCUUCCCUUUCAACGAGGACGAGGACAUCAACGACCAGAUCCAGAAUGCCGCCUUCAUGUACCCGCCUAACCCCUGGCGCCAGAUCUCCGUCGGAGCCAUCGAUCUGAUCAACAACCUGCUUCAGGUGAAGAUGAGGAAACGGUACAGUGUGGAUAAAUCCCUCAGCCAUUCUUGGCUACAGGACUACCAAACGUGGCUGGACCUCCGGGAGCUGGAAACGAGAAUGGCCGAGCGCUACAUCACCCACGAGAGCGACGACGCCCGCUGGGAGCAGUUUGCCACGGAGCACGGCCUGCCCUACCCCGCCCACUUGCGGGUUCGCCGGCUGGAUGAAGAGGAUGAGGAGGGAGAGCAGCAACAGGAGGCAGAGAUGAAGGGCUUGGCCGAACGGGUCAGCGUGCUCUGAACAGCCGCCGGCACUCGAACGCAGGGCUCGCGGGCAGGGGGCCUCCCGUGGAGGGGGCACGGCGUCCAUCCUCGCAGACUUUGUGUUUGGAAAAGAGGGAAGUUUCUCUCCCCUUUCUGCAGCCAACGGCAGGGAAAAUGGUCCGGCUGAGAAUCUUCCACCCACCCAUUCAGUUCUGUUUCUCAAGAAAAGCGGGGAGACGAUGCUCUCCUUUGGGAAUUCUGUGCCGGAAUUCUGAAGGGGCCUGCAAGGUGGUCUCAUUUGGGGAGAGAAUCACUCAGAGGGUCCGGAACUGCAGGACCAGAUGGACCAGAAGUCCCCAACAUGGUGUCAGCGGGUGCCAGGGCACAUGCCAGUAUUGUAAACCCAACUUGACUAGCCCCUGCCAAGUAUUUAUAGAAACUGAACUGGGCCAUGCGAAGCUUUCGCCCAGGAGGGCUUCUGAUUGGCUGCUGGAGGUUUGAUUGGCUGUGCUUCGAUGCUUGGAGGGGCAGCUGCCACCACAGCGCAAGGAUCCGCGCUGCGUCGCCGAAGGUCCGCUCGGCUUGCCGUUUUGCGGCUGGCUCCGCCUCCUGCGGCCGCCAUUUUCUCACAGCCGUUUUGUGGCCGGAACCACCAUGCUGUGCCGGAAUUCUGAAGGGGCCUGCAAGACUCGACAAGAUUGGGGACUCCAGUACGGAGGCCGGAGGGUGUGUUUGGGGACUGCCAGUGGAGACAAGCCCAGGUGCAUUCUGGGAGCGAUCGCGGGAUCGGCGGUCUCGGGCCAGCAAGACGGCAGAGGGAUCUCCUCUUGUGGGAUUCCCUUGAGUGGGAAUCUUUGAGGACCAGGGCAGGGGGUGUCCUGUUGUGUACCCACUUGGCAGGGAAGGUAGAAGGGGGAUUGCGUCACACUGGGCAAGAGGGGUUGGCAUAAAGACAAGAGGUAUUCUUUGGUAUUCUUUGUUUCCUUGUCCAGAAGCUCCAGUUCCUAACAGAGCUAAUCAUGGAAGGUU